This is a messenger RNA of Triticum turgidum subsp. durum (durum wheat), 759 nucleotides long. NCBI's taxonomy places the organism in Eukaryota, Viridiplantae, Streptophyta, Magnoliopsida, Poales, Poaceae. The record is from the annotation of a GenBank genome assembly.
AUGGGGUGGGAGGCGCGGUACGGCGUGGCGGUGGGCACGGCGAGGGGGCUGGAGUACCUGCACAAGGGCUGCCGGCGGCGGAUCAUCCACCGGGACAUCAAGGCCUCCAACGUGCUGCUCACCGACGACUUCCAGCCCCAGAUCUCCGACUUCGGGCUGGCCAAGUGGCUGCCGACGGAGUGGACGCACCGGGCGAUCGCGCCGAUCGAGGGCACCUUCGGGUGCCUGGCGCCCGAGUACUACACGCGCGGCAUCGUGGACGAGAAGACGGACGUGUUCGCCUUCGGCGUCUUCCUGCUGGAGCUCAUGGCCGGCCGCAAGCCGGUGGACGGCACCCACAGGAGCCUCCUCGGCUGGGUGGGCACCCAACCGACCGACCAAACAUUUUUGGCCCUAGGCCGUUGUACCAGCCUCCGUUCCACGGCGAGGCCCCUGCUGAGCGAGGGCAAGACGGAGGCGCUGCUGGACCCGAGGAUCCUCGCCGGCGGCAAUGGCGGCUACGACGCCGAGCAGGCCCGGCGGCUGGCGUUCGUGGCGUCGCUCUGCGUCCGCGCGUCGGCGACGUGGAGGCCGUCCAUGACAGAGGUCCUGGACCUGCUGGAGGGCGCGGAGACCACGGAGGAGCGGUGGGCGAUGCCGGAGCCGGCGGCCGGGGACGACGAGGGGGAGGAAAUGUGGGGCUUCGACGACCUCGACGACUACGAGGAGGAAUCCGGCACGCCGUCCCCUUUGUCAACGUCCUCGGCCUCGAGCGCUUAG